AUGACCAGAUGGAGCGCCACGCUCAUCAAGAGUGUGGCGGCUGUUCUCUGCAUCUACAUUUUCUUUACGAUAGUCGUCACCGAUCGAAACGCAUACAGGUCAACGCAGGACUUGAUUCGUGCUAGCCGACAUCGCCUGACUGAAGACACGACAUAUGAUCAUAUUAAGAACGAGACUUUAGGCUUCGAGAAGAUAUAUGCGAUAGGUCUGAAAGAGCGAACAGACAAACGUGACUUUCUUACCCUGGCAGCUUCAGUGCAUGGAAUGAAGGUCAAAUGGUUGGACGGCAAAUUUGAUAUAUCCUUCUGGAAACCAACGGUAGCCGCAUGCUGGAGAGCCCACAUGAACGCUCUCCGCGACGUCGUGGAAAACGGAUACGGCACCGCGCUUAUCAUGGAAGACGACGCCGACUGGGACGUAUCGGUGCGGGAGCAAUUACGCGAAUUCGCCCGCGGUGUGCGCACACUAAGCGACAACCCGAACCCCUCAAAGGAUGCUCCCUAUGGCACAAACUGGGACAUGUUAUGGGUCGGAGGCUGCGCCAGCGGUGCCGCAGACAACGAGACAGACAUCUACGCCAUCCCGAACGAUCCCACCACUCCAAGCGUGAAGCAUCGAGGCACCUGGGGCGGUCCGUCGGAUGGAUGGAAAGCGAAGCACCCCGAGCUACCGGAGGACUCGACUCGAUACAUAUAUCGAGCGAACAUGGGCUGCUGUCUGUACGGGUACGCUGUCACUCUGGAGGGUGCGCGGCGCAUUCUUGCGGCGCUCUCGGUGGAUUACUUGGAUAUGCCGGUUGAUAAUGCGAUGAGCGACUUGUGUGCAGGGAAGAACCGUCCACACCUGCGAUGCUAUGCACCGUUUCCCAAUCUAAUCGGGACGUACAAGCCUGCUGGGGGAAGCUCGAGGGAUUCCGAUAUUGAGACCUACGACAGUGGGGACUAUCAUCCUGCCAUGUCGUGGAAUAUGGUCUACAGUACGAGGCUGAAUAUUCAUCACUUGGUGGCCAAGGACGAUACAAUAUAUUCCCAGUGGCAGGAAACUGAUGAUCCAUGGUCUAAGAAGAAGGUGAUAUUGGGGGAUAUGGAAUACCCUGGGGGUUUCCUCGUUCCAAAUCAGGAUCAAUAG
Messenger RNA from Aspergillus terreus NIH2624, 1128 nucleotides. RefSeq lists its product as uncharacterized. The record is from RefSeq and is a predicted model, not a curated record. The coding region runs from base 1 to 1128 and encodes 375 amino acids. NCBI's taxonomy places the organism in Eukaryota, Fungi, Ascomycota, Eurotiomycetes, Eurotiales, Aspergillaceae. The transcript has 4 exons.